Lottia gigantea (owl limpet) is the source of this 1839-nucleotide messenger RNA. RefSeq lists its product as hypothetical. The coding region runs from base 1 to 1839 and encodes 612 amino acids. NCBI's taxonomy places the organism in Eukaryota, Metazoa, Mollusca, Gastropoda, Lottiidae. The transcript has 5 exons. The record is from RefSeq and is a predicted model, not a curated record.
AUGAUUUCAGGUUUAAGAAAACUAACGAUUAUUCUGACUGCCGUUGCUGUUAUUACAAUACUUAGUGUAUAUUUUACAACCAAUGGAGCUAAUUUCUAUCAUCAUCUACAAUUAAAUUCACUACUAGCGAAGAAAGCUGACCAGAACGUCGUCCAUUUUAAGAUCAAACCACAGAAACUUAUAGUUUACAAUACUUCUCGACCAGGUGGAUGUCGACAUCAGUUUAAAAGAGCUCAUUGUUUAAAAAAUCUCGAAAAUCAAACCGGACUCAAACAGUGUGGAAAUCCAGUGUGUUCUUGUUUUCCUCUGGAGGUCUUCGAAAAACAAACACCUGCUAGUUUUUUGGGGACAUUCCCGCCAAUAACGGAACCUAUGCUACCCGUCGAGAAAGAACUUCUAUACGUUGAAGUUUUGGAGGAUAUAAACAAAACUUCGAGUGCUACUCUCUCAAAGUUGGUUCUAGUAGAUUCUACAAUAUUUAAGGUCGGGGAUACCAUCAACGUACGCGUCGAUGUGAAAGACGGAACCGGACAACAGCGGACCGUCGGUGCCGAUUUCGUUCAAGUUUGGAUGAAAUCAGCUAAAGGUCCAAGGCGAGCAAGUAGUGCGGAAGUGGUAGAUCUAAAAAACGGAAGCUACGUUGCUACAUUAAGAGCAUUAUGGGAAGGAGAUUCAAUAAUCAUGGGAGCCUUGCCAUUUACAAGGGAGGCAAGCGCUUUUAAUUUUCAACUAGGACGAGAAUAUAGAUCCAUCAAUUUCUAUGUUGGUCAUUUUAAAAGAGCGAAACUGAAGGAAUUUACUCUCUGUUCUAUGUUUUCUGUUAUCCCUGGAUAUAAACUCAUCUGUAAUUUAACAGACAUGAAUUAUGGAUAUGGAUGGUAUUGUGGAAAACCUUUUAAUGGUAACCUGACGUGUAAUGAUUUUGUAUUUGCUAAAGAUUACGACUACAUUUAUAUUCCACUCACUACAGCUCUAUACAACACUUUUGAAAGACAUGAUAGAAAAAUCAUGAUUUCAUCACAGAUUAAGUUAAAGAUACAACCAGGUCGUACAUCUCAGCCCAAGCCAAAUAAGAUUGACUGUACCAAAUUAGCCCGCCGUGAGACCUGGGACAUGAUACAUCCCACAGGAUAUUUUAACGGAACAGAUUGGGAACAUAUAAAAUGCCACAAUCCUGUGAAUCAGAGGAACUUUUUAAAUUGUUUUAAAAACACAACUUUGAUAGCGUUUGGGGACUCGACUGUUCGUCAAUAUUACGUUCAUAUACAGAAUGUCUUUAAAUGUAGCCAGACUACAGCAGAGUGGACGAAACGGAAGUGGUAUGGGGUAUCCCAUUGUCAGAUUCCUCGGUAUAAUUUUAGUCUUACAUGGGCAGUUCAGGAAUUUCCUUUUGAGGAGGGUAUGAAAACACCAGAUGGAAAAACGAACUUGAAACCGGUAUCCGUUCUGUUAAACGAGGCACCGAGUUCUGGACGAAUCGUUUUCGUCAUUCAUUAUUAUGCUCAUUUUAUGAGAAUACAUUAUUCUUUUUUUAUUGAGAGGAUUCGAUCUCUGAAAACACCAAUUCGAAACGCCUUAAAGAGAAAUAAGGACAUACAUAUAGCAAUCAAAUCACCGCAUGUUUUUUAUUUAUCAAGGUGUUCAGGACAGUUCAGUAUAUAUCACGGCAAACUUUAUAUGGAUAUAUUGAAAAGAGAACUGGCCGAAUUUCAUGAUAAAAUAUGGUUUUUAAACAUCUGGGACAUGAGUACAGCGUUCGAAAAUUUCGAUAUUCAUCCGCCCGGUGAUUUUGUGUGGCAAAAUUUGCGGUUAUUGGCUGGUUAUGUGUGUAAUAAAUAA